Messenger RNA from Arabidopsis arenosa, 791 nucleotides. Lineage: Eukaryota; Viridiplantae; Streptophyta; Magnoliopsida; Brassicales; Brassicaceae. The record is from the annotation of a GenBank genome assembly.
CACUAACCACUUCUGAAUCCUAACCAACAAAGCUUCUCCUUUCCGAUUUUUACCGGGAAAUCGGUUUCAGAUGGAUAGGCCUGAGGAAAUCGAAGAAACCUCCGCCGGACCUUCUUCCGGAUCCACGAAAUUGAAGCUCGCAAACAGAGCAGAUCCUUUCCUUGUUGUUUGCAGAUGCUUCAGCGUCGUUACCUCUCUCAUCGCCAUUCUCUGUGUUGUCGUUAAUGUUCUCGCUGCCGUUCGCUCCUUCCGAGACAGCCACGAUAUCUUCGAUGGAAUAUUCCGGUGUUAUGCUGUGGUGAUUGCUUGUUUUGUUGUUCUCGUUGAGACCGAAUGGGGUUUCAUUCUCAAAUUUUCCAAGGUUCUUGAAUUCUGGGCUGGUAGAGGAAUGCUUCAGAUUUUUGUUGCUGUGAUGACAAGAGCUUUCCCUGACUAUAUGGCUCAAAAGAAGGAUUUCCUGCUUUUACAGAACAUCGCAAGCUACUUGCUUCUUGCUUGUGGUGUUAUCUAUGUCAUUUCAGGAGUUCUCUGCAUCGGCUUUCUGAAGCGUGCUCGACAGCAGAAGGAAGUUUCAAGAGAACAAGCCGUCAAGGAUCUUGAGGAGAUAGCCCGACGCAAGGAAGAGUUGGAACAAUUGCUCCUGGAGCAUCGGAGUAGAGACGACGAUGUGUGAAUGUGAUCACAAGUACAGCUUCAGUGAAUGGACGCCAUCUGUUUCUUUUUGUAUUAAAGGAUUGUGUGAGCUCUCUGUUUUCAUCCUCCCACUUGGAUAAUAACAGCAGAUUUUUUGU